Molecule: messenger RNA, 5038 nt
Organism: Xyrichtys novacula (pearly razorfish)
Lineage: Eukaryota; Metazoa; Chordata; Actinopteri; Labriformes; Labridae
Source: the annotation of a GenBank genome assembly
GGCGGUGUGAGUCUGAAAUGGUGCUCGGAACAACAACAAAAGAAGAAGAAGUGGAGCGCGGUUUGAUUUUGAAUCUUCCGGAAAGGAGCCAUCUGGUAUGUUGUGGUUUGUUAAUACCUUAAAAACAUCAAAUUCUAAUGAGAUUCGUCAUUAAAAUUGUUCUUAUUCGACUCCAUUAAGUUUGUUUUAACUGUAACUGUUUUCAUGAUCAGUUGGUGAGUUCUGUUAACGUUUAUUAACAACGGCGGUCGUGGUCAGUAAAGUAAACACAGUGAGGGGUUCAUGAAUCCAGGCCUGAAUUAAAGUUUAAAUUUUGAUGUUUUGGUUGUUGACAUUAACAUCCAAAUUAAAUAUCUGCGUUACAUAUAAGAAUACAUCAACAAAAAGGUUUUUGCUUGUUCGGCUUUGUAAUAACUGUUGUGUUUUUACUUUUUACUCACUUAAACCUUCUCACUUAAAAUGAGAAUAGUGUCGAUAUCUUCUUUUGUUUCUACACGAAAGCAUUACAUCAGUCUUUUUAAGUGGCACAUUAUUUCAGUCCCAGCUAUCAAAUAUUAUAUCAGCAUUAUGAAAGUCUGAAUGUGAAAUAAGGACUAAAUAUAUAGAUUUUUGAACGAUUUUCAUCAGGUAAUAAAAACUGUAGUAUAUUUUACAGUCAUGAUGUGUCAACUAAGGUAUGUCAGAAGUCAAGAAACACACACAAAAAAACAUGAUUUUUAUAUGCAUCUCUCUUGUUUUGUGCUUUCUAUUUUCCAGCACAGCUACAAUGUCUCAAGGUCAUAAAUUCCAGGACUUGGAGGAGACAGGAGAGGCAUUGGUGGCCUUCAUCAACAGCAGCCAACCUGAGAAACUGAGACAGGUUAAAGAGGAACACCAGGCUCUUUUUGAUCAACAUUUAGAGACCAAAAAGAUUGUGACGCAGAUUUUAAAAGGCAAGUUAGAUGACUUUCUAACCCCAAGAAACCUUUCCUCUAACCCAAAAAACCUUUCAAGGCAGAGCUGGAACCAGAUUCUUCUGUCUCACACUUUUUUCAUGUCCUUGGUCCACAGAUGUGGCUCAGAUCGAGGAGUGUGCAGGUCAGAGACUGCUAGACAUGGAGGAAGAGAAGAAGCACAGGGAGAUGGAGCUUGACAGUCUGGAGGAGCAGCUGAGGAAGUGCACAGAAAAGAGCCAGAUCACAGAGUCAGAGUCACAGUAUCCUUCAAACGUCUGUGUGUUAACCAGAGAGCAUACAGUGAAGAGAGUCCAAACAUUUCAGGUGUGCUUCAUGAAUGAGUCCUGCGCAGCUCGGUUUACCUCCUCUCUGCUAGCCUCCUUAAUCCUCCUUCAGAUUCCUGCAGAGAAAGCUGGAGAGUCUGAGAAAUGAUGAACAUGAUCUUCAGAAUUUGCAGAAUGAGGUGGAUGAAGACACGACCGAGGUCAUUCCCUCAGCUGUGUGAGUACUCAGAGUUGUUAUGGAAUUAUAAGUGCAAAACAAAAAACCACAAGACUUUCUGACUAUUUUUGUUUUUUUCCCCUAUAUGACUCACUGUCACCUACACUGGAAACUUCACAUUUUUUCACUUGAUCUACUUUUAUCAACUGAUUUGCAUUAAUGACGGAUAUUUGGAAAAAAGAGAAAUCAUUGAUUGAAUGGACUGAUUUACUCUGAGAUGUGUAUGGCCGAGGCUCAUAACCCUGAUGAUGUUAGAUACAGUGAAAUAAUGCUCGCUCUGGCAUUUUGCUGCUUGUGUUGAAGACGUGGUACAACUAAAACAUCUUUUUCUUUAGCCUAUAUAAUAGCUCUGACUCUUCCCUCCUCAGGUACGUGGCCCAGGUGUACUACCUGAUAACAAAGAUCAAGUGGGAAUACGACACACCGCCAAAUACAUUAAAAGGAGGUGUGUUUACUGUUCUGUGGUCUUGUUUUGUGUGUAUUUAUCUAUGUUGAACUGUAACUGAGCGUACACACCAUCAGUGUUUCCAUAACUUCUCUGUGUUUCUUCUUCUUCUCUCAGUUCAUUAUGGCGCCGAUUUGGCCACGCCCAUCAACAUCGACACAUCUGUGCGAUCUCGAAACGAAGUCAGUGACCAGCUGUGGGGCUUCGUCAGCACUGAAUGGUAGAUGAUCGAUGGUGUUGGUGGUGUCACUGGGGGUGCUGUGUACUAUAUAUUUUUUUGUCUGUAAACAUGUUUAUGUUUAUUUUUUCUAUAACACACUUCAUAUUGUCUAAAGAUUAAAUAUCACACAUCUUUGUUUGAAAAGUUGGGCUCAGAUUGUAUUUUAGAAACAUUCAUUCAACAGAAGAUUGUUAAAGUGGUGUAAUGUGUUCAAGUUUCACUAUACAAACAACGUAGGAAUAGCACUUCUCACAUCAAGAUGACAAAACACAGGGGCUCAGAAAAUGACAAUGACUCAUGAAAUAAACAAUCCACCUUAAUAUAAGUCAAUACAAAAACAUGAGAACACUUACCAAAUAUAAGAAAUAUUUCAUCUUUGAUAAAAGUUAGGAAAAAUUAAACAACAAUUUCAUCUGUUUCUUUAAUUUAAGGUCAUAGUCCACUUUUAUGCCAAGAUUGGUCCAAACUGCUCCUCAUUUCUCAUUCUCUCUGUUGUCUCGGAGUCUUUUCUGAAAAAGAAAAAGUGUAAAUAGCGAGAGGGGUGAAAUUAAGCUUGGAUGUGUUGUGCCGUCCACUAGAUGUCACUGCAGAUCAAUUUUAUUCUGUUUCUCUCCAAAGUUUGUGAACAAACUUCAUAGAAAUAUUGACUUGAUUCUUGCAAUUUUUCAGAUACUGAUCAUGUUUCCGGUUCAAACGCAGAUAAAAAGAUAUCUGAGUUCAAAUCUGUUUAUUCAGUAAGAUAGAGAGAAGCUGAUUUUUGCAGAGGUUUGCAGGUUUCUAACGAGUCAGACUAGCAAUGCAAAGAUCAGGAGAGAGCGUCUCUUUCUGUAAGAUUUACUCCUGUAGCUGUUGCAUAUUUAAGACAGCAUCACCUAUUUAGAUGUGGGUACUGCAGUUUUUGUUUUUAGAUAGUUGAGUUGUUAGUGUGUAAAUAGCUUUGGCACUUUCACUUCUACUUAUUUUUUUUUAAUAUUUACUUCCUUCUGCUUAUGGAGGCAGGAAAUUCAGAAUUGCACCCCAGUUUCCCUAAGAUAAAACAUAUUUUUCUGUCUUUCUUUCUUUCUUUUUUUCUUACUUACUUUAAGUUUACUGUUUUUUUUAAUUAACUUUUAAUAAUUCUUCCAGACCUUUUUACUUUUAAUACAGACUUUUUGAUUAGCAAUGUGAGCUGUAACAAGUGGUGACUGAGGCUGUGAUCCACUAUUAAUACCUGCACAUUAUUUAGUCAGCCAAAUAAUAUGUAGUUCCAAUAUGCCCCCAAACAAGUGGGUCAAAUGCAACGUGCCAAACAAUACCAGAAAGUCUCACCACAUGUGGUUACACUUUGUGACACUAAGCCAGCAUUCUCUGUUGGUUAUUUUUUCCCAUCAGUCCUCUGGUAAGAAAAAAACCCACAUCAAAUCCAUUUCAAUAUAAAGAGAACAGACAUUUUUAAAAGUUUAUCACAAGGUUUAUAUUUUUGAAUUUAGAGAGAAUAAGAUAACAAAUUUUGUAAACAUCAAGGUACUGCUGCAUCUCAGAAGAGUAGAAUUUUGUGAAGAAGUUCAUUGUUUUAUAGCAGCUUAAAAGCAUUUAAAGCUCCAGUGAGGAACUGUUGUUUGUCUCAUUUCUGGUGCCCCUUGUGGAUGAAGCUGUCUUUCCUUUCUUGUUUUCCCAGUGGGUCUGUAAUCUCUGAAAGGUCAACACCUCUUAACAGCCGCCCAGGAUAAAUUAAGUAUUCUGAUUCUAUCACGCAUCAAACCAAAAGAAAACAAAUAUUUAAUCACUAGUUUGUCUCAAUUCUGGCGAGAUAGUGUUGAGUGAGAACAGAGAUGGCAAUAAAACAACAGUAGAUGAAAAAGAGGACAUAAUGCUGGAAUAUAAAAUUCAGGUGUCUUUAUUCUCAGUGCCCCUGUUGUGUUCCUGCUCUGCAGUAAAAGGAUGUGUGUCAUUUUCUGCAUCGUUUUGAUUUACCGAGAUGUGAAACAGCCUCCUUCUUUGAAAGGGACGUGAUGCCCCGGCUGUGAGCGGGCCGGGUGGUUGAAAGUGGGCAGGAUGACACGUGGUGUCAUGGUGGCUCACACUCUCUAUAUCAUACCUCAGAGCUGCGCUGCGAUGUGUGGUUUCCUUACGGUAAACAGCUGCAGGAGGGUUUCUGCUUUCUGCAGCUUCAUGCACGGCUCUGGCACUGACGCUGAAUGUCAGUGGUUAACACGUGGGCACCAUGGAGAGGGGCUUUUGUCUGCGUCUACAAUUUUCAGUAUCACCCCUUCCUCUUUUUGCAAAACAAAAAACAAACAAACCGGAAAGAAAAUGACCAGUUUAGCUUAAAAUGUUAUUAUUCGAUGCAAAUGCUUGGCUUUUUUUGCCGUAAAUUAUUUGUAUCUCCUUCCUUUAACUUAUACUUUCCAUGGAAGAACAUUGUCAUAUCCUGUAUCAGCCAAGUCCCACAUCUAGUAGGCUGAAAUGACAUUCUUAUAAUAUGCCAUACGCAGUAUUCGCAUAUUGAAAUACUAAAUUUUACUCUGUAUAGCUUCAGUUUCCGAACAGUUUCAGUUGCAAGUUUGGAUCUUUACUUUGCAUAUAUGGUCAUAAUUGGUUUCAUACCAAACAUUAAGUUACACUUUAAAGCUCCAGUAAGGAAUUUUUACAUUUGUGUGGUUUUUUGUCUCCUCUCUGAAUACAAUGAUGUCUCUUAGUUGCGCACAUGUGAGUUGUGUUUUCGGAUUAUGUAUCACUGUGUUACAUAUCCGGUUAAUAAGCUAAAAUCCUCUUUCAGGAGCUGUAAGGAGUAAAAUCUGGUGUAAAUUCAGUCUGUCACCCUGAACUAAAACCUUUGAGUCUGACUAAUAAGGUCACCAACAGUGAACCCUUCGGCCUCCAAAACAAUACCCAUCUGUUGUUGCAGAACUUUGUUAUUGUUUCCUUUUUUAAUACAGUAAACAAACAUCAAAAGUC